Molecule: messenger RNA, 1368 nt
Organism: Vicia villosa (hairy vetch)
Lineage: Eukaryota; Viridiplantae; Streptophyta; Magnoliopsida; Fabales; Fabaceae
Product: F-box/kelch-repeat protein At3g23880-like
Exons: 1
Coding region: 18-1295 (425 amino acids)
Molecular function (GO): protein binding
Source: RefSeq, a predicted model, not a curated record
UGAAUACAAAAUCAGCCAUGUCAAAGAUUCCGUCCCCGACAUUCUUCCCCGACGAUAUCAUCACUGAGAUUAUUUCGUUACUUCCAGUUAAGCCUCUUCUUCGAUUCCAAUGUGUAAGUAAUUCUUGGAACACUCUCAUUUCUGAUCCUUCUUUUGUGAAAUUCCAUCUCAAAAGAUCAAAAGCAUCACCAAAUCAGCUAUUUACACUCAUCACUAAUCACUUCACACCUGUCGAGGGAAAAAAAUGUUACUACAGUGAUUGGAGUGUUGUUCCAUAUCCUAUAAGUAGUUUAUUUGAAAACCCGCCAACUACGUUUGACGGUUAUUCUCGUUAUUUUUUAAACGAAAAAGAUUACCAUCACUCUCGUAUUGUUGGUUCCUGCAACGGAUUAAUCUGUUUGGCUCAUCAUGAUUUGACUUCCACCCAUGAAGAGUACUGGUUCCGAUUAUGGAACCCCGCCACUAGAAAAAUAUCUAAAAGAAUUGGAUAUUCUCAUCAUCCAAGAUUAGCCUUUGUCUUCAAUUUUGGUUGUGAUGAUUCCACAUGCACUUUUAAAGUGGUUGCAUCCUGCUACACUCGUGAUGAAUAUACAAGCGAGGUGAAAGUUUUAACAGUUGGUGAUAAUGUUUGGAGAAAUAUUGAAAGUUUCCCCGUAGUUCCUUUUGGUAUAAACCAUAGGCAGGAUGAUUGUGUGUUUUUAAAUAGCUCUCUUAACUGGUUGGCUAUUCACAAGGACAUCCAGAACUACCUCCACGACGAGUUCGCCCAGUACUACUACGACAUUUGGGCUACUUUUAUAAGGGAUUAUACUAUCGAGGACCUUGCUAUUGUUUCACUUGAUCUGAGGACGGAGACAUACAAUCAGUAUCUAUUGCCUCAGGGUUUUGAUAAGCUGCCGCCGGUAGAGCCAACCGUCAGUGUGUUGGGGGAAUGCCUUUGUUUUUCUUAUUUUCAACUGGAAACGGAUAUGGUUAUAUGGCAGAUGAAGAAAUUUGGGGUCGAAGAGUCUUGGUUUCAAUUUCUUAAAAUUAGCUACCACGUUCUUCAAUUAUACUAUAACUUUAGUUACAAUCAUCCCCGAUUAUUGCCAUUGCUUCUGUCUAAGGAUGGUGAUUCAUUGAUAUUGUGCACUACUACUGGUGGUGGGGAAGAAAUUAUUUAUAACUCGAAAGAUAAUAGUGUGCAGCGAAUAGUAGUUAAUGUGAAAAAAACUAUUACUGAUGAUGAAAGUUGCAAUGUUUUAUACUUGCACUUGGCUCAAGGUUAUGUUGAAAGCUUAAUUUCGAUUUGUUGAAAGUAAGUUCAUAAUCCAUGGUUUCCUUGUUUGAAUUUAUGUAAAUUCAUAGUAAUAGACAGUGUGAAUAUCC